Molecule: messenger RNA, 2310 nt
Organism: Amborella trichopoda
Lineage: Eukaryota; Viridiplantae; Streptophyta; Magnoliopsida; Amborellales; Amborellaceae
Product: pentatricopeptide repeat-containing protein At1g19720
Biological process (GO): RNA modification
Molecular function (GO): RNA binding; protein binding
Source: RefSeq, a predicted model, not a curated record
AUGGUUCCGAUGCCGAUAGUAAAUGCCUUCCAAUCUAACUGCAUCUUACGCAACACCACCCAAAAACCCAAUGCCAGCACUCCCCAAAUCCCUUUCACUCCACAAGAAAAUUCAUCAAAUUUCCACCAAAAAAUUCCGACACUCCCUGAUCCUAACACGUAUAAUUCACUCCUGCGCUCUUGUUCAUCCGAAAAAUCAAUUCAUCAAGGGAAGCAAAUCCAUGCCCGUGUAAUAACUUCUGGUGCCUCAACAAACACUCAAUUGGAAACCACUCUAGUCACCAUGUAUACAAAAUGUGGUUACUUGGAAGAUGCUUAUCAGUUGUUUGACAGAGUGCAUCAACCAAAUUUAGUAGCAUUAUCCACGCUUGUUGGUGCUUUUGCAAAGUUUGGUAUGUUUGAAGAAGCUCUCAAUCUCUAUUGUGAUGCUUUAGAGAUGAGUUUGCAGCCUGAUGAAUUCGUGUACCCGUCGGUUCUAAAAGCAUGUUCAGGACUUGAUGAACUUAGAAUUGGUACCCAAAUCCACUCUUCUAUAAUGAAGAGUGGCAUCAAUGAGUACAGCAUGUUUGUUAACAGUGCUCUGGUAGACAUGUAUUCGAAAUGCGGAUGCAUAGAGCUUGCUGAAAGAGUGUUCAACACGAUGCAUGAGAGAGACGGGACUUCGUGGAACUCGAUGAUAUCAGGGUUGGCUCAACAUGGCAGAGAAGGUGAGGCGUUGAAUUUGGUUAGAGAGAUGGAAUUGUAUGGACCCAAACCAGAUUGUAUAUCAUGGAAUUUGCUUAUCACAGUGUUUGGCCAGACAAACCAGAUCGAUGAGGCAAUUGGGUUGUUUCGAGAAGCUCAGAAAUCGGGGUUUGAUAGAAAUGUCAUCCUUUGGAAUUCGGUUAUUUCAGUUUGUGCAAAAGCUGGACGAUAUAGUGAAGUUUUUGGGUUCAUGGGGGAGAUGAUAGGAUCAGAUGUAUGGCCUAACACAGUCACAUGGAACUCAAUUAUUUCUGGUUUUGUUCAGAAUGAAAUGUAUCCACAAGCUGAGAAGGCUUUUAGCAAAAUGCUGAGAACCGGGUUCGAACCCAAUUCGGUUACUAUAACAUGCAUGCUUCUAGCCUUUGCUGAUGCAAAUGAAUUAGGGUUUGCACGUCAGCUGCAUGGGCAUAUUAUCAAGAUGGAGCCGGUUCAGGACACACGAGUUUGGAAUUCUCUCUUGGAUGUGUAUGCAAAAUGUGGUCAGAUAGAAGAGGCGGUCCUCCUGUUUAAGAAGAUCUCCUCUGGUUCUAGGAAUCCAGUUCCAUGGAAUUCUAUGUUAUCUGGCUAUUUCCUCCAUGGAUGCUUCGACGCCGCCAUUGAAAUGUUUGAGGAGAUGAAGGUUUCGGGAGUUGAACCAACUGUUAUCACAUGGAAUACUUUGAUAUCAGGGUGUGUGAGAAAUGGGUUUCUUGGGAAAUCGAUUGAAUUGUUGUUAAAGAUGCAGGUUGCCAGAAUCCGGCCAGAUGCUAGCAGCCUUUCAUCGAUUUUGCCGGCAAUUGCCAAUAUGGCAUCUCUAAGAUUGGCCAAGCAAAUACAUGGUUAUGCAAUAAGAUCCAAUUGUUUCUCUCUCAAGGUAGUUUCCAACUCUCUCCUUGACACUUACACAAAGUGCGGGAGCUUAAAAGAUGGCAUCCAUGUUUUCAAUGGGAUCUAUGAACCCGACUUGGUUUCUUUUACUGCGAUGAUUGCUGGAUAUGCAGCACACGGAGACUGCAAAGAAGCUCUCGAUCUUUUCUCGCUCAUGAGAGAAUUGGAUAUUAGGCCAACUAGCAUGACCUUCACUGCAAUUUUAUGUGCUUGUGUUCAUGUCGGAGAUUUAAAAUCCAGUGAGGAGAUUUUCAAUAGCAUGUUGCCGGAAUAUGGGAUAUGUCCGGCGAUACAACACUAUUCGUGCAUGGUGGACCUUCUUGGAAGAGCUGGAAAACUAGAGAGGGCUUGGAAAUUUAUCGAAGAGAUGCCUAUAGAGCCUGAUGGGGAAAUGUGGGGGAGCUUGCUCACUGCUUGUUUUGUCCACCAAAACCUAAUGUUGGCCAAAAGAGUGGCCGAUCGUCUCUUAGCUUUGGAUCCAAACCACACAGGGUGUUUGUUGCUUCUCUCUAACAUACAUGCGACAAAUGGUGAAUGGGAGAAUGUUGUAAGAGUGAGAAAAAACUUGAGGAGUUCAGGCAUCAGGAAAGAACCGGGGUGCAGUUGGAUAGAAGUGGAAGACAAGAUACCUGCAUAUCUGCUUUUGACACACGUGGAACAAGCCAAUGCCCCAGCAGAUGUGCUCGCAAAAGGGUGCUGA